AUGGCUUUCAAGUGGGAUUGGUCAAAUUUAAAUGGCAAUAUUUUAACUGGUAGUAAUUUUACAUGUUUGUAAUCUAGGCUAUCAAUCAAGUUGGGCUUGACCUGCUAUUGCUAUUUCAAUAAAGAAUCCCUUCAUUAUUUGUCAUGUAAUCUCAUUGCUUUCUUAAUGCUGCUUGGUGUUGCUUGUUCAUGAUCCUUACCAUGCUCUGCAACUUUCAUGUAAUCUCAUUGAUGCUCUUAGAAAGAGCUAUGGUGAAUUUCAAAGUGGUGUGGUUGGAGAAUUAAUAUGUUUGGAAUUCACAACAUUUCUUCUGUCACGUUCGUUGAAUGACGGGACAGACCAAGGCGCAGCGUGAUAUACGUACAUGUUUAUUCAACUAAAUAAACACACAACAAAACGUGAAGUGAAGUCCUAAGGUAGAUACAACCAACCUUAACCGGAACAAGAUCCCACAACUCACUAGUGCCAAACGGCUGCCUAAGUAUGAUCCCCAAUCAGAGACAACGAGCGACAGCUGCCUCUGAUUGGGAACCACACCGGCCAACAUAGAACUAUACAUACUAGACAAGCCACAUAGAAAAAGCACAACAAGGAAUAUACACACCCUGACUCAACAUAUAAGCGUCCCCUGAGUCAGGGCGUGACAGAACCCCCCCCCCCCCAAAGGUGCGGACUCCGACCGCACAACAUAAACAUAACAGGGUAGGGGCGUGACGACCUCUCACUCUCCGCCUCCCUGUUGCGCCCCUGGUCUGGUCUGGACCUCGGCGCGCUGCUUCCCCUCUCCUUCCUCCCACGAUACGCCAGGCCCUGUCUGGACCCUGGUGUGGGAGACCCCGAACCUGGAGAGGGGCUGACGUCAUGGUCUGGACUGGAGCCGCUGACCGGAGCUGGAAUAGGCACCGGUGGAGCGGACUGCUCUGGCUCCGGAGAGGAGCCGCUGACCGGAGCUGGAUCAGGCACCGGUGGAGCAGACUGCUCUGGCUCCGGAGUGGAGCCGCUGACCGGAGCCGGAACAGGCACGGGCCGUGCCGGAGUGGACAAACGCACCACUGGUCUGGUGCGAGGAGCAGGCACGGGCCGGACCUGACUAGGAACACGCACCACUGGCUUGGUGCGAGGGACAGGAACGGGCCGGGCCGGACUGGCGACACGCACCACUGGCUUGGUGCGAGGAGCAGGAACGGGCCGGGCCGGGCUGGCGACGCGCACCACUGGCUUGGUGCGAGGAGCAGGAACGGGCCGGGCCGGGCUGGCGACGCGCACCACUGGCUUGGUGCGAGGAGCAGGAACGGGCCGGGCCGGGCUGGCGACGCGCACCACUGGCUUGGUGCGAGGAGCAGGAACGGGCCGGGCCGGGCUGGCGACGCGCACCACAGGCUUGGUGCGCGGAGCAGGAACGGGCCGGACUGGCGACGCGCACCACAGGCUUGGUGCGAGGAGCAGGAACGGGCCGGGCCGGACUGGCGACGCGCACCACUGGCUUGGUGCGAGGAGCAUGAACGGGCCGGGCCGGACUGGCGACGCGCACCACUGGCUUGGUGCGAGGAGCCGGAACGGGCCGGGCCGGACUGGGGACGCGCACCACAGGCUUGGUGCGAGGAGCAGGAACGGGCCGGGCCGGGCUGGCGAUGCGCACCACAGGCUUGGUGCGAGGAGCAGGAACGGGCCGGGCCGGACUGACGACGUGCACCACAGGCUUGGUGCGAGGAGCAUGAACGGGCCGGGCCGGACUGACGACGCGCACCACAGGCUUGGUGCGAGGAGCAGGAACGGGCCGGGCCGGACUGGCGACGCGCACCACAGGCUUGGUGCGAGGAGCAAGAACGGGCCGGGCCGGACUGGCGACACGCACCAUUUGCUUGGUGCGAGGAGCAGGACUGGGUUCCUUUAUUAACCCCCGCUCCUUCUGCUGCCUAACCAGCUCCUCUCGCCGUGCCUCUACUUUUUCCUUCUCCCUUUUAGCCUCCUGUAGCGCCUCCCUCUGACCGAAUAACUCCUGCUCCCUCUGAGCCAACAGCCCCCGUAACAUGGUGGCCUCCUCUCCUAACCUGCAGAUCCGCCCUUUCACGGCCUCCUGCUAGCUCGUCGUCCACACCGUGUGCCCCCCCCCCAAAAAAAAAUAUUAUUGGGGCUGCUUCUCGGGCUUCCUCCUCGACCGGCCUCCUCCGUGUUGCCGUUGCUCCUCCCCUGCCUGGGCAUCUACCUUAGCCCAUGGUCCUUUCCCCGCAAAUAUCUCCUCCCAUGACCACAAAUUGGCCACCUGUGACAUGGCCAUCCGCUCCGCCUGGGCACGCUACUUGGUCCUUGUUUGGUGGGAUCUUCUGUCACGUUCGUUGAAUGACGGGACAGACCAAGGCGCAGCGUGAUAUACGUACAUGUUUAUUCAACUAAAUAAACACACGAACAAAACGUGAAGUGAAGUCCUAAGGUAGAUACAACCAACCUUAACCGGAACAAGAUCCCACAACUCACUAGUGCCAAACGGCUGCCUAAGUAUGAUCCCCAAUCAGAGACAACGAGCGACAGCUGCCUCUGAUUGGGAACCACACCGGCCAACAUAGAACUAUACAUACUAGACAAGCCACAUAGAAAAAGCACAACAAGGAAUAUACACACCCUGACUCAACAUAUAAGCGUCCCCUGAGUCAGGGCGUGACAUCUUCAGUCUCUCAUUGGUCCAUUGUUUGGCUAAUUCAAGUAUUUGUAUUUUUUUUACAUUCAUUUUGCAGCACUCACAUUUUUGAAUUUAUAAACCAUAAAUAUAGAUUGGCGUGCACAUGUUAGUCUGAGAUAUAUUGGACUGAAUAUUAUGCCUAGAUCUUAAACGAUAUUCAGCCACUGUUUGACAAAGGUGGACCUUUGGAAGAUGUUUUAUUUUUUCUCCCAAAAACGAACGUUUCUGAUUUAAAGGCUCCAUCAGGGUGCAGACCAAGACAAGGUAUGCCAGAUCGUUUGGCCUGCUCUGAAUGUCAUGCCAAACAUUCUUCACAAUAUCAGAGUUGUUUCCCAUGACCUUGACAUGACCUUUCGUGACAUUCCAGGAGGAGAAUCUCCACACUCAGUAAGAUAUCCAGUUAAGGCCUGGUAUUGGCUAUCUCAUUAGGUCACAAUACAGAGAUGAUUUGUAUUCCUGAAUAGGUACAGUGCCUUGCAAAAGUAUUCAUCCCCCUUGGCGUUUUUCCUAUUUUGUUGCAUUACAACCUGUAAUUUAAAUGGAUUUGUAUUUGUAUUUCAUGUAAUGGACAUACACAAAAUAGUCCAAAUUGGUGAAGUGAAAUGCAAAAAAUAAAUAACGGAAAAGUUGUGCGUGCAUAUGUAUUCACCCCCUUUGCGAUGAAGCCCCUAAAUAAGCUCUGGUGCAACCAAUUACCUUCAGAAGUCACAUAAUUAGUUAAAUAAAGUCCACCUGUGUGCAAUCUAAGUGUCACAUGAUCUGUCACAUGAUCUCAGUAUAUAUACACCUGUUCUGAAAGGCGAGUCUGCAACACCACUACGCAAGGGGCACCACCAAGCAAGCGGCACCAUGAAGACCAAGGAGCUCUCCAAACAGGUCAGGGACAAAGUUGUGGAGAAGUACAGAUCAGGGUUGGGUUAUAUAAAAAUAUCAGAAACUUUGAACAUCCCACAGAGCACCAUUAAAUCCAUUAUAAAAAAAAUGGAAAGAAUAUGGCACCACAACAAACCUGCCAAGAGAGGGCCGCCCACCAAAACCCAUGGGCCAGGCAAGGAGGGCAUUAAUCAGAGAGGCAAAAAAGAGACCAAAGAUAACCCUGAAGGAGCUGCAAAGCUCCACAGCGGAGAUUGGAGUAUCUGUCCAUAGGACCACUUUAAGCCGUACACUCCACAGAGCUGGGCUUUACGGAAGAGUGGCCAGAAAAAAGCCAUUGCUUGAAGAAAAAAAUAAGCAAACGCGUUUGGUGUUCGCCAAAAGGCAUGUGGGAGACUACCCAAACAUAUGGAAGAAGCUACUCUGGUCAGAUGAGACUAAAAUUGAGCUUUUUGGCCAUCAAGGAAAACGCUAUGUCUGGCGCAAACCCAACACCUCUCAUCACCCUGAGAACACCAAACAUGGUGGUGGCAGCAUCAUGCUGUGGGGAUGUUUUUCAUCGGCAGGGACUGGGAAACUGGUCAGAAUUGAAGAAAUGAUGGAUGGCGCUAAAUACAGGGAAAUUCUUGAGGGAAACCUGUUUCAGUCUUCCAGAGAUUUGAGACUGGGACGGAGGCUCACCUUCCAGCAGGACAAUGACCCUAAGCAUACUGCUAAAGCAACACUUGAGUGGUUUAAGGGGAAACAUUUAAAUGUCUUAGAAUGGCCUAGUCAAAGCCCAGACCUCAAUCCAAUUGAGAAUCUGUGGUAUGACUUAAAAUACCACAGAUUCCAAGAGACUUGCAGCUGAGGGGGGGGGGGGGGUGAAUAGUUAAUGCACGCUCAAGUUUUCUGUUUUGUUGUCUUAUUCUUUUUGUUUCACAAUAAAAAAUAUUUCGCAUCUUCAAAGGGGUAGACAUGUUGUGUAAAUCAAAUGAUACAAACCCCCCAAAAAUCAAUUUUAAUUCCAGGUUGUAAGGCAACAAAAUAGGAAAAAUGCCAAGGGGGGUGAAUACUUUCGCAAGCCACUGUACCUUUUAUUGCUCCAACCAAUAAAAGCACAGUGAUUGAUUUGAUUUCUGGGUCUCUUGGGGGACUGGGACUGCUUGCAAAAAAGACUCUUACCAAUGACAUACAGUAGGUCAUCUCUAAUGGUUGUACUUUGUGUGUUUGUUCACACACAGUAAACUAAGACACCAAGCACAGAGCGAGAGGUUUGGCUACAGAGAGGUGGUUUUAAAAGGAGAUCCUAAGAAGUUGAAUCUCCAUGGGGUAAGAAUACAAUCUACUUUAUGUUACUGAUUGUUAAUAGUUAUGAUGAGGUCUGUCAAUUUUAGUAACAAUAAUAGUAAUAGUGGGACAUAAUAAAAAUAUCUGAUGCCACCUCAACCUCCUCUCUCUCUCUCUCUCUCUCACUUUCUCUCUCUGUCUCUCUCUUUCUCUCUCUCGCUCUUUCUUUCUCUCUCUCUCUGCCCCUUCUUCUGUCUCCUCUUUCUUACCAUUGCGCCACUGUCAUUCUAUCGUUCUCUCUCUUGCGCUCUCAACCUAUCCUUCCCUGUGUCUCUCCUCUGCUCGUGUUCCUCUCUCUGUCACUCUCACAGCAGACGUGUGCUGUCUGCCUGGAAGACUUUAAAGUCAAAGAUGAACUGGGACUGUUGCCAUGCCAACAUGCCUUUCACAGG
Coregonus sp. 'balchen' is the source of this 5271-nucleotide messenger RNA. The record is from the annotation of a GenBank genome assembly. NCBI's taxonomy places the organism in Eukaryota, Metazoa, Chordata, Actinopteri, Salmoniformes, Salmonidae.